Messenger RNA from Colias croceus (clouded yellow), 857 nucleotides. RefSeq names its product protein ALP1-like. The transcript is spliced from 2 exons. The record is from RefSeq and is a predicted model, not a curated record. The coding region runs from base 115 to 852 and encodes 245 amino acids. NCBI's taxonomy places the organism in Eukaryota, Metazoa, Arthropoda, Insecta, Lepidoptera, Pieridae.
AAAAAAAGAAAAAGGGUAAAUGAAGCAUGGAAGUUAAGAGAAUCUGAAGGAGAAUUCGUGACAUUAUACAAAGAAUUAAUUAAAGACGAAAUAAAGUAUUUUGAAUAUUUUAAAAUGUCGGAAAGCUGUUUUAAUAUUCUCCUUCAGGAGCUGGGAAAUAAAUUAGUAAGGAAAGAUACUCGAUGGAGGAAGGCUAUAUCCCCUAGAGAGCGGCUCGCAAUUUUUCUAAGGUAUCUAACAACAGGGGAUUCUCUGAAGACAAUUUCAUUUAGUUACCGCUUGGGCCACAGCACAGCAUAUUCCAUAGUUAUGGAAACAUGCAAGAUAAUAAAGGAAACUCUGAUGAGUGAAAUGCUACCUUUGCCUACAGAAGAUAAAUGGAAAACUAUUUCCAAUGACUUUAAAUUGUUGUGGAAUUUCCCUAACUGUGUUGGAGCACUGGAUGGUAAGCACAUAACAAUUCAGGCUCCCUCGAAAAGUGGAUCUCUAUAUUUUAAUUACAAGAAAACAUUUUCAAUUGUUUUGAUGGCCCUUGUGGACGCGAACUAUAAUUUUAUUGCCGUUGAUGUGGGGUCUUAUGGCAAAAACAGUGAUGGUGGCAUUUUUGCAAAUUCCAACCUAGGAAAAAGACUACAGCAAGGAACUUUAGGUAUACCUGGAAAUUCUCCGUUGCCAGGAACAUCAAUAGAAACACCACACGUGAUUGUGGGAGAUGAAGCAUUUCCUCUCAAAACAUAUUUAAUGCGACCUUAUCCAGGGCAAAAUUUGAAUGACGACAAGCGCAUUAUAAUACAUAUUAUUAUGUAUGGUAAACAUAUGAUAAUGAUGAUGAUAAUAGAAGGGUUGCUGUAAUAACA